GAGGUGCUUGGUCAGGAAACCAGAUGCAAACAAAGUUUUAGAAGACGAGAGUCAGUGAGAGAAAGUCAGACAUGAAGGCCACCUUCCCUCAAGCAGCCAGCCCCUCUCUGCAGCCCCCGGGCCCAGAGGACGAGGACCCCAGCCUGGAUGAAUAUGACCUCUACAGCAUGGCCCACUCGUGCCUGGGAGGCAGAGGCCGGAAAGGCCGCACCAAGAGAGAAGCUGCUGCCAACACGAACCGCCCCAACCCUGGUGGGCACGAGAGGAAGCUAGUGACCAAGCUCCAGAAUUCGGAGAGGAAAAAGCGAGGGGCACAGAGCUGAGACGGAACUGGAGAUGAGGCCAGACCACGGAUACCACACCCAGCAAUGAAGACAGGACCAUGGAGGAAUUAGGACCUGGGAGCAGGACCAAGGCCGGCUUGCUCUCCACCCCACCCCUGGGACUUACCCCACCUGACUGAGGCUCCAAGGGGCCACCAGUGAAGCACCUCCAGCCCCAGCAAAAGAGCAAGAUGGGGAGCAAGAGGCAGGGAAUGGAGAGGCAAGAGUCAGGAAGGUACCCACCAAAAAGAAAGACCCGGAAGAAACCGGAGCUCCCCCCGGGGUGGCAGCAACAAUAAACAGAAAGU
This is a messenger RNA of Cynocephalus volans (Philippine flying lemur), 631 nucleotides long. It is a transcript of the gene NUPR1, whose product is annotated as nuclear protein 1, transcriptional regulator. Gene Ontology annotation, cellular component: nucleus. The coding region runs from base 72 to 323 and encodes 83 amino acids. Lineage: Eukaryota; Metazoa; Chordata; Mammalia; Dermoptera; Cynocephalidae. The record is from RefSeq and is a predicted model, not a curated record. The transcript has 3 exons. Gene Ontology annotation, biological process: negative regulation of cell cycle; negative regulation of cell population proliferation.